Drosophila bipectinata is the source of this 2872-nucleotide messenger RNA. Its product is annotated as lysosome membrane protein 2. Gene Ontology annotation, cellular component: membrane; cytoplasm. The record is from RefSeq and is a predicted model, not a curated record. Gene Ontology annotation, molecular function: scavenger receptor activity. NCBI's taxonomy places the organism in Eukaryota, Metazoa, Arthropoda, Insecta, Diptera, Drosophilidae.
ACAACCUGUGGACAGUGGACACCAGAUACAGCUGCUCUAGGCGGAAAGGAGGGGCGGGCCCCUGGAAAACCAGCCUGGCUUUAGCCUCCAUAGCGCUCCAGCUGCGGCUCCAACCUCGGCGGCAGCUCCACUUGGAGCAACAACAACAGACUCGACACAACGAUCGGGGAGACAAAAGAGAAUCGGAGGCAAAACAAAGAAGCAGCAGACGAACAAAGAACUGAAAACAGAGACACAAAACAAGUAAACAAGAAAGAAGAACAGAUUGCGAGAGAGAGCGAGAACAACAGAAGAACGGCCAGAUACCAGAUACCAGAUACAAAACAAGAGCCUCUCAGCAUAGAUGCAUAGAUACAAAGAUACACAGAUACAAAGAUACACAGAUACAGAUACCGAGAUACAAGAUCCAGCACAAGCAUCCGUCGGAUUGCCGAAAAUUCAAUUAAAUCCCAUUCCGAGUGCAGUCGGCGCCAGUGACCAAAUUGUUAAUUAAGACGCCAAGUGUUUGGCAGUCUCGGGAAGACCCAACCAGAGUAGUAUCACCCGGAGAGCGGUCCGAUAAGGGAGAGCACAAUACGGUGGGUGCAACUCGGCUGGUGAGCCAGAGCGGUCCGCUUCCAUUCGUUGCACUUCCCACGGAAACCGAACAGCCGAAAAUCAGCUGGCAGUGGCAGUCAAGUGCACUCGGAUCUCACUCCCAGCGUUCCACGUUAUCAGUCAAUGGCACCUGUCUGCGACUAGGCGGAGGACCAAGUGCGGACGGGGGCGGGCAGCCAAGACAACAACUACCAACUCGAGAGCUACCUGCUCGUGCCAGAGCCAGAUUGCCAACCCCCCACAGAGCUCACAAUGCCAUAUGCCAGUGACCCCGAGGUGGCCUUGGAGCCCUCAGUCCCAGUAGUCUCAACAGCGCAUGUGGCACAGCCACGUUCCAAAUCCAACACACUCAGCUCCCAGAGGAACGGGUUGGGAACGGGUACAUACUCCUCUGCCUAUGGCCCUGGAGCCGAGAAGCCAACGGUGAUGCAGAUGAUUCUGGAGGCCCUGGGGCUGCGCAAUCAGGCCCAGAACCGAGAGCCAACGUCCAAGGACAUUGGAACCCUGAUAAUGCUGGGAGUGAUGUUUCUGCUGUUUGUGAUCAGCGUGACCGGAUUCUUUGUCAUGUGGUUCACCGAGUACUACAACAACACCAUGUUGGAGAACCUCAUUCUUGCCGAAAACUCGGAAACGGCCAAGAGUUGGCUCGACCCGGAACCGAAGUACGACACCCUCCUGAAGGCCCACAUCUUCGACUACCCCAACAUUGAGGACUACCUGGCCGGACGCGCCGACAAGGUGCAAGUGAGGGAUAUGGGACCACUAACCUACCAAGAGCACACGGUCAAAGAUGAGGUGUCGUUCAACAAGAACUUCACUGUCACAUUCAGAGAUCGAAAGUCGUACAAGUUCCUGCCGGAGAAGUCCACCAUCGGGGAGCACGAUGUGUUCAUGGUGCCCAAUGUGCCAUUGAUCACAGCGGCGGGACAUGUGAAGCGGAUGGCAACCGUUCAAAGGCUGUUUUCGGGGGCGCUCAUUAACCAGUACAAGGAGCCGCUCUUCAAACACCUAACAGCCCACGAGUUCCUCUGGGGCUACGAGGACAAAAUAAUCAAACUGAAGUCCCUGGGAAUGGGAAAGAGACGCUUCGGUCUUCUACAGAACCGCAAUGGCACUAGCGUCGAUUCAGUGCAACUGAAUACGGGGGAGGACGACAUCACCAAGUUCAGCAUCAUCACCCAGUUCAAUGGGAUGCCCCAGCUGGACUACUGGGAGGGUGAGGAGUGCAACCGCAUCGAUGGGUCGGAGCCCUCCAUGUUCUCACCGAAUCUGUUGAAGGAUCGCGACACCGUCAACGUCUUCCUGCAGGUCCUGUGCCGCAAGGUGCCUCUAAAGUUCGAGAAGGAAGUCACCAUCUACAACGACAUCGACGUGCUGCGCUACCGUACGCCCAUGGACGUGUUUGGUCACCCCUCGGUGAACCCAGCCAACCAGUGCUAUUGCCAAAACGCGGAGUUCUGUCUGCCCAGCGGGGUGAUCAAUGCCACCAAGUGUUACGGCGAUGCACCGAUCUUUCCCUCAUUCCCCCACUUCUUCACCGGCGAUCCGGAGCUGUACAGCCUGUUCGAGGGCAUCAAUCCGGACCCCGAGCUGCACCAGACCUACGCCGAUAUACACCCUCGUUUUGGGUUUCCCAUUAGCGGCGCCUCGCGUAUCCAGAUAAACAUAAUGCUGGACAAGACGCCUCUACUUCGAAACCAGGGCGCGCGACUGAAGAAUGCCACCAUUCUACCACUGAUCUGGAUCGAGAUCACCGCAAACGACUUUUCGGAGGACGUACUCCACACGCUGUACAUUUCCACAUUCGGCCUCGACGCCCUCCAGCUGUCCCUCAAGUAUGGCACGCUCCUCAUCUCGGUCACCACGUUCAGUCUCAUAGUGGCCGGUGUCUACUACCUGAACAGCCGGCGGGAGGAGCUGCAUCUCCAGGAGAGCAAGUCCUCCGCCGAACUGGAGGCCCUCAACGGCGGCGGCAUCGUUCUUGUCCAGCACAUGAACAUGAUGCCAGCUCCCGUCCAGAUCUCCUCGGUGCAGCUGGGAAGGAAGCAAGAUCGGCCUGCGGACGCCUUGUGAAUCAAUAGUGCCAUUAGAUAGUAGUUAGGAGGGUGGGAAUGGGGGAAAGUUUCAACAACUUUUUAUGAAAUUUCGAAUUUGCCAACGAUAAUCCUAAAAUAGUUAUAUCUCUAAAACAAAGAGUCGCCAGUUACCUUUAGUCUGUAGUUAUUUUUUGUACAUAACUCUGUAAAAAUUGUAAUAAACUGUAUAGAUUUUUAAA